Vollenhovia emeryi is the source of this 4167-nucleotide messenger RNA. RefSeq names its product bifunctional 3'-phosphoadenosine 5'-phosphosulfate synthase-like (gene Papss). Gene Ontology annotation, biological process: 3'-phosphoadenosine 5'-phosphosulfate biosynthetic process; sulfate assimilation. The transcript has 7 exons. The coding region runs from base 726 to 2609 and encodes 627 amino acids. Lineage: Eukaryota; Metazoa; Arthropoda; Insecta; Hymenoptera; Formicidae. The record is from RefSeq and is a predicted model, not a curated record. Gene Ontology annotation, molecular function: sulfate adenylyltransferase (ATP) activity; adenylylsulfate kinase activity; ATP binding.
GGUAAACCGCGACCAAUGUCCGGAGUGCCAACAUGGAGUGUUGCGGAGCGUGAUCCGUUGUCACCUUGCUCGCCUUCGAGCACGUUUAACACAAUUGCCACGUAUAUGCUCGUAGAGUCUCGUCGGCUACGACAGCCAUCAGUAGCUCACAGUAGCUACGAUCAUGUCGUCGAGCAACGCCGAGGAGAGUGUCGCGCCGCCACCUAAUAAAAAAAUGAUGGAUGACUCGUUGGAUCCGAUUGACAAGAGAGAGAUUUAUUACGAAGAAAUGUAGUUUAGUCUAAAACAUGGAGUGUAAAGUUUCACUUUCAAAGACUCGAAAUUGUUAUCAUCAGCGUCGUCACUGUCUGAAUAGUCUUGUUGGAAAUUGGCAUAGAAACGAGUAGAUACGACGAGAUAAAUAUUCAUAUUAGCCGCUAUUAGGUUUUUAUCGCUCCUUAUAUACCGAAGAAAGAACGCUUUUAGUGCUAAUAGCUCCGCGAACGCAUUCAUUGUUGUGCGACAGCUACAUGUUAUUCACGAUAGGUACACAUACGUGUAUGACGUGGCGGAAACAAUUUUGUUCCAUACCAAAGCACAAAUUCCUAGAAAGAGCGUAGAAAGAGUCGUAUAUCAAUAUUAACAGCUCCGAUCGAGUGUAAAAAUAUGCUUAGAGGAAAUCCAUUAAGAAUAACAGAGGUGAUUAUAUUUUACGAUUAUACUCUUGUCUAUUCAGUCCGUCUGAAAUGGCUCAUCCCGAGAAACGCCAGAGAGAGGUCCAGGUUCAAACUUUGGCUGUGAUCUGCGCCAACGUAUCGGAGCAAGCGCAUCACGUAUCCAGGGCCAAACGGGGACAAGCGAUCGGCAGUAUUCGGGGCUUUCGAGGUUGCACGGUGUGGCUGACUGGUCUCUCCGGUGCCGGCAAGACCUCCAUCUCCUUCGAGGUAGAAGCCAUCUUGGUGAACCACGGUAUUCCUGCUUACGGCCUAGACGGCGACAACGUCAGGAGCGGUCUAAACCGCAACCUGACUUUUAGCAAGCAAGACAGGAAGGAAAACAUUAGGAGAGUGGCCGAGGUAGCGAAACUCUUCGCCGACAGCGGACAAAUUUGUCUCUGCAGCUUUGUAUCGCCUUUCGAAGAGGACAGACAAAUGGCAAGGCAGAUUCAUCGAGAGGCUCAACUGCCCUUCUUCGAGGUGUUUGUAGACACGCCCUUGCAGAUCUGCGAGGCCCGCGACACCAAGGGGCUUUACAAGAAGGCGCGGCAAGGCACCAUUAAAGGUUUUACCGGCAUCGAUCAAAUGUACGAGAGGCCUACGAAGCCAGACUUAAUUGUCAAGACCGAGAAUUGCACCCUGGAGGAGUCCGCGUCGACUGUGACUGAGCUCUUACAGAAGCACCGCGUCAUCCCGCAGCUCGCAAAACCGUCGGAUCUGAUCAGGGAGCUCUUUGUGCCAGAGUCCAGGCUGGCCUCCGCGAGAACGGAAGCGGAAGCUCUGCAGUGCUUGGAGAUGAGUCAGCUCGACGUGCAGUGGCUGCAAGUCCUGGCGGAGGGAUGGGCGUCACCGCUUACGGGCUUUAUGAGGGAGCACGAAUAUCUUGAGGCCCAACACCUGCGGUGCCUGCUCCAAGAUGGCAAAGAGGCGAACCAAUCGGUGCCAAUUGUCCUCGCGAUAAGCACGAGCGACAAGUGUCGCUUGGGAAAUUGUCUCGCUGUAACCUUGAGGUACGAGCAGAAGGCUCUGGCCAUCCUACGAAGACCGGAAUUUUAUUUCCAUCGUAAAGAGGAGCGUUGCAGCUGGCAGUUUGGUACCAAUAAUUUGGGUCAUCCCUACGUCAGGAUGAUUCAUGACUCUGGAGACUGGUUGAUGGGCGGCGACCUCGAGGUGUUGGAGAGGAUCAAAUGGCACGACGGGCUCGACAAGUACAGGCUCACGCCAAACGAGAUCCGCACCAGAUGCCGCAGGAUGAAGGCUGACGCCGUAUUCGCUUUCCAGCUGAGAAACCCCAUUCACAAUGGACACGCGCUGCUUAUGCAGGACACAAAGAGGCGAUUGUUGGAGGAGCGUGGUUUCAAAAAUCCCGUGCUGUUGCUGCAUCCGCUCGGUGGUUGGACCAAGGAAGACGACGUGUCCCUGUACACCAGGAUCCUGCAGCACAAGGCCGUUUUGGACGAGGGCGUGCUGGAUGCCGAUUCCACGUUACUAGCCAUCUUCCCCAGCCCGAUGAUGUACGCUGGGCCGAUUGAGGUGCAAUGGCACGCGAAAGCCAGAAUGAACGCCGGCGCCAAUUUCUACAUCGUAGGUAGGGAUCCCGCGGGUAUACCGCAUCCAAACAAAGACUCGACGCCUGACGGCAAUCUGUACGAUCCCUCUCAUGGCGCCAGGGUACUUUCCAUAGCCCGAGGUCUUGAUAAGCUCGAGAUCAUUCCCUUCAAAGUGGCCGCUUAUGACACGCGAAAUGGUAAAAUGGCCUUCUUCGAACCCGAGCGAAAGCAAGACUUUGACUUUAUCUCGGGAACAAAGAUGCGAGGAUUGGCAAGGACAGGCCAGAAUCCCCCGGAUGGGUUCAUGGCACCAAAAGCAUGGCAAGUACUCGUGCAAUAUUACCAAAGUCUAGACAAGAAUUAAAUACUUGACUAAUGAGUAAUAAAAGUUUCAUUCGUAAACGAUUUCCGUGUUGACUUUAACGAACCUCAAUUUAAGGUUUGGUUACCUUGGUUAUCAGUGCAUUAAUAAUAUCUUAUUUCAAAUCCGAUAUCAGACUAUUCGUUAAAGAACAAGUGAGUUUUGAGCUCGUACUAUUCUCUACGAAUGCACGCUAAAGGUUGCUAUGCUUCGAGUCUUCUAACCAAUCAUUUUCAAUAAAAACCAUGUAUAUUUAGCGAAAUGUAUAUUCAACACUUUAUUUGGGUGUAGCAAUCUUUAUGACGUUGGAAUAGAAUUGGUGCACACGUCGAUACAAAUUUGAAAUUCUAUCAUGAUCGACAAUAAUACGGUAAAGAAGGAUAUAGAAGAAUUUUAUCUCUCUUCGAGAAGAGAGGGAAGAAACACAUUCCGAUUCUACUAGGAUCAUAAAGAUCCUCGAUCAUUGUAUUUGCAUAUGGCAUAUAAUAAUUAAGUUUGUAGAAAGACCACUUUCUCCUAAUUUACCAGAACAAAAAGGAAAUUCGACAAAUAAAGUAUGCUCAAUGAGACGCAUCUUCGUUCAACGAUGUCACGUUUCGAAAGAGAGUCGUAAGAGUAAAAUGAUAAUUAAAGUUUCUUUCAAUAUGAAAACAACUUUCUAUCGACAGCUGCUACAAACGUCAUUGGAAUAAGCGUAUUAUAAGCGUAGAGAGGCUUUACACAUAUAUUUUGAAGCGUAGAGAAAUACCAUUAAAUUGGACGAAUAAAUUACAUUGGGUUAUUUAAAUAAAACUUUACUUAUAAACUUAAUGUCAAAUUACACAUGUUUAGAUUUCAUGCAGCACAGAUUCUUCAACUACGUUUCAGCAACAGUACCAUUUUGUAAGUUUGCUAUUAUGCGGUGCAACUUAGCGAAGACAUUCUAGGGAAACACUGCAAAGUUACGACAUGACUACAGCAAAAGAUUGUCAAGCAAUUCUGCAAUUUCGAGUUGUUUGCCUGGGACGUUUCCAGUGUUUUCACUUUCCGCAUAAAUAAUCACCCAUAAGAAAAAUUUUAAACAUUAGCAAAUACAAAUAUAAUAAUGGCCAUUAGCAUAGCUAAAAUAAGACGAUUGAAGAUAUUCACACAACACAAUAUUCCAAAUAAUCUGACUAAACUAUUUCCUCAAUAUACGUGUACUAUGAAAACGUAUAUUACGAUUAUCGGUUUUUAUUAAAAUUGCUUUUAUACUACAAGACUUUCAUAUAAAAAAUGGACAAGCUUCUUUUGUCUUAUGUUGAAUAUCCCGAUGUUUUCUCCAGCUUAUCCGUUAUAGUGAAAAUUAGACAUACCGAGUGUAUAUAAUGUCAUUGCAUUUUAAUAGCAACAUUGUCAUUAAUACAUACGUGACUCGAACAUUGCUAUUUGUGAUGGGAUGUGCUAUAAAGAUUGCCUUAUUAAAGAUGAAAGCAAACGUCCCACGUUGCUGCAAUUAUCUAAUCAUCUAAUAAUUUAUUAACAAAAUAAACUACGUCACAUGUAAUAUUGUAAUCUUGCAAUGAAAUAUCUUUUGCAAUCU